AUGGAGGAUGUCACUGUGCUUAAUAUUUUCCAAAACAAAAUUUACAAAGAAAAAAUUAGUUGCAACAAAAAUAUCGGGCUCAAAUGUUAUCAUAUCGAAGAAGCUGAUUAUUUGCUUGUUGCUUUGAAACAUUGCCGAUCAAUUAGCAGUGUAAAAAUCUGGUUUACUGAUUCACAUUUUGCCGGUGAAGAAAAGGCAUUGGAGCAAGCAUUCAGUUCGUUUCCGGAUCUUACGGGUAUGACAAUGCGGCCACAUGGACAGGAAUUCUUCUGGUCCGGCCUCGAUAUGUAUACGUUCCCAAAAUUCACCAAAAUGGAUACACUGAUGCUGGAUGGUUUCAAUAUCAGUAAGUUUUGUGUCAUUCUUUGCAAUACAGAUCGGAGAAUUAUCUCCCGUGAAUAG
Molecule: messenger RNA, 402 nt
Organism: Gongylonema pulchrum
Lineage: Eukaryota; Metazoa; Nematoda; Chromadorea; Rhabditida; Gongylonematidae
Source: the annotation of a GenBank genome assembly